UGCUCCAGCGCGGAGUAAGUGGGACGCGCUGCCUGAUGUGGCGGCGGCGGCUGAGCCGCGCUCGCCUGCCAUCCCCGCGCGCCGGAGCAGCCGGAGCCGGAGCCGGAGCCCGGCGCCCGGGCAGGGUAUGAAGCACCCAAUAAGUCCUGACCAAAUCUUUGAAGAUGGAAUUAUGAAUCCAUCGACUUUUCUACGGGGCUUUGAAGAGAAAGGACUGAGGAAUGAUAGACCAGACUAUCAAUUAAGUAAAGAAAAAAAGAAGAUACUAUUUUCCUUCUGUGAAGUGUGCAAUAUACAGCUGAACUCUGCAGCACAGGCUCAGGUUCAUUACAAUGGGAAAUCUCACCUGAAAAGAGUGAAGCAGUUGAAUAAUGGGAAACUACCUACAAACACAACUACAGGCACUUUGUUUGCAAGCACAAGCACAGGCAGUACAUGCCAUACUACUACACUUCCUGCCCUUGUGCGCACACCGACUCUGAUGAUGCAGCCUUCACUGGAUAUCAAGCCCUUUAUGUCCUUUCCUGUGGACAGUAGUUCUGCUGUUGGACUCUUCCCGAAUUUUAACACAAUGGAUCCUGUGCAAAAAGCAGUCAUAAACCACACAUUUGGAGUAUCCAUUCCCCCAAAGAAGAAACAAGUUAUUUCCUGUAAUGUCUGUCAGCUUCGCUUUAACUCUGAUAGCCAGGCCGAGGCCCACUACAAAGGAAGUAAACAUGCCAAGAAGGUCAAAGCACUAGAGGCAACGAAAAAUAAACCAAAAGCUGGUUCUUCCAAGGACAGCGCAAAGGCUAACACAAGCUGCUCUACCACGCCAGUCACAGCCAUCUCUGACAAAUCAGAAGAUAAAGGGAAAGCGAAAACCAGUGCUUCUAGUCAGCCUUCAAAUACUGAAGUGGGCCUGUUCCUUCCCAAACCUGGAGCUAUAACAUUAGCACCUAUAACAUCGACAUCAUCCUCUAAGAGCACAAAUGGAGCAACAAGCACAGUUUCUGAAUCCGAAGAGGAAAAAGCCAAAAAACUACUUUACUGUUCACUAUGCAAAGUGGCUGUGAACUCCCUAUCACAGCUAGAAGCACACAACACAGGUUCCAAACACAAGACAAUGGUGGAAGCUCGGAAUGGUGCAGGUCCAAUUAAAUCUUAUCCUAGACUUGGAUCCAGGCUGAAGAUUCAGAAUGGCAGUAAGGGCUCAGGACUGCAGAACAAGACAUUUCAUUGUGAAAUCUGUGAUGUCCAUGUCAAUUCAGAAAUUCAGCUUAAACAGCACAUUUCCAGCAGAAGGCACAAGGACAGAGUGGCAGGGAAGCCUAUGAAACCUAAAUAUAGCCCUUACAACAAACUUCAGCGCAGCCCAAGUAUUUUAGCAGCAAAACUUGCAUUCCAAAAAGAUAUGAUUAAGCCCUUAGCACCUGCUUUCCUUUCAUCUUCUCUUGCUGCGGCUGCAGCUGUGUCAUCUGCUCUGUCCCUCCCUCCCCGUCCAACUGCCUCUUUGUUCCAGGCACCUGCAAUCCCACCAGCUCUCCUAAGGCCAGGCCACGGUCCCAUACGUGCGACUCCUGCAUCGAUCCUUUUUGCACCAUAUUAAUUUUGUAGUGAUAAUAAGAUAACUAUGGCCAGUAGAAGGGGGGGAAAGGAAGCAAAGCAAGCAAGGAUUUUAUUUUAAAAUGUCUUUCUCUUUUAUAAUGCCAUGCAGUAUGGCACCCCAACACUCCAAGUCACAGAAUUUUUCAUGGACAGGUACUGUAUUCUAGAAGCCUAGACAACGUCUCUGUGUCUCUCUCUCUCUCUCUCGCUCUUUAAAUUCAAAUAAUUUGUCUGAGAAUGGUUUACCAAAAGCUUAAUGGCUCAUAAAAAGCUAGCAUCAAGAUUCAUUCAUCUGUUUGUUGGUUGGGGUUUUUUAAAUAUGUAUAUCAUGCACCUUGUAAACAAGGAACACAGAAUAUUUCCUGACUGACUUGAAAACUAGGGUCUUCCUCGCUCACACAUGUAAAUAGGUCUCUGGAAUCCAACUGGGUAUAUUCUAGUGUGAAAAAAGGUAGAUUAACCAAGUGCUUAAUUGUGGAUAACAUCUUAAUAACUGACUGCAUCCUUUUCUUUUCAGUGUGCUCUUGUUGACAGGAAUUGUGUACUGUUUUAGACCGCAGUACUGGUGUAUCUUGUGUAGUACUAGAGAUGUAUUGCCUGUCUUAGUUAGACAUUUUUAGUUGCUGUGCAAAUGUUUGGAAGCAAUGCAGCUUUGAAGCUUUUUUUUAUUAAUGUAUUUCUCUUGUUUCAUGUUUUAGUUAGAUUAAAAAUAGAAAGCCAUAUAACAUAUAGUAAAGAUUACUAUUGGUUUACUAUUUUCAUUUUAACUUAUUUUGUAGUUUCCUCACUGGUGUUGCUAAGCAAUGUUUAACAUUAAAGAAAAAGCAAGCUUUUUAAUUGCACAUUACCACAGCUCACAUGCAUUGUUCAAGAAGACAAUGGGCCGUGUAUUUAUACGUAAAUAUCCUUUCUCUUCAUUUCUAAACUUGUUUCCUUUGUAACAAUGCUGCAUAAUGUUGUGGCUCCCUAAUGCAAUAAUGUACAGAACAUACAAUAUUUAUAAUUGACUGACUGUCUUUUCUGUUUACUGACUAUAUUGAAGUUCUGCCCUCCCUCGUCUCUUGUCCCUACCCCCUUUUAUAAAGGUAAUAUCAAUAUGCAGUACUCAGACUGAAGUCUUUGUGCGAUAUUGAGGGCAACAAGUAUAAUAAAGGAAUAAAAUAGAGUUAACUCUUUUAGAACAUCUUUAUCUGCAAUCCGUAAAUAGUAAAAUGUCUGUGUAUUUUUUUAAAUGUAUCUUUUCAAUAAAACAAUAUGAAAAAAUAGAA
This is a messenger RNA of Mauremys reevesii (Reeves's turtle), 2855 nucleotides long. RefSeq names its product zinc finger protein 385B (gene ZNF385B). Gene Ontology annotation, molecular function: zinc ion binding; nucleic acid binding. The record is from RefSeq and is a predicted model, not a curated record. Bases 128 to 1588 code for a protein of 486 amino acids. The transcript is spliced from 9 exons. Gene Ontology annotation, cellular component: nucleus. Lineage: Eukaryota; Metazoa; Chordata; Testudines; Geoemydidae.